UUUGAGGGUUAAGCUGGGAUCACUGUAGUUAAUGUUUGCUAGUUCUCUUGCAGACUUGUUUGUAAUUUUAGUGUAAGGCAGGGUUAUGAGAAAUGUCGUGCAGGGGAUUUAAUUUUUGUUUUGCUUUGAACAGGUGGUCUUAGAGGAAGAAACAGUAAUUAAGGAAGAAAUACCUGAAACCAAACAUGAACAUGAGGAUGAGAUUACCAGACUCACAGACUCUGAGGCAAGCAUAAACUAUGAUCCGCUAAAUUCUGUGGAUGAUAAAGGUGGUACAGGAGGCAUGGCGGGGAUGUUCAGUCCUCAGAUAAUAUCAAGUCAUCCACAAAAUGUAUUACAAGAUAUUAUGGUGCAAGGAGUACCUGGACCCUCAGCACUGCCAGCGGAAGCUCUGGCUGGGUGGGACGCCAUGACGGGCUUCUCCCUGGAAGGUCUCCCUUCAGAUGAAUCCAGAUCUGCCCAGGCAAUGGGACCGACCUUGAGAAGUUCCUCUGCUCCCACUGCUGGAAACUUUGACUCCUGCCAGGACGGGGGAAGUUCCUCAGCAAAUAGAAUGAUGGACGGCAAGUGGGUGUGCAGAUACCCUUUUUGUGGCUACACUACUAACAAAGCUUCAGUACUCCGGGGACAUAUGAGAAUUCAUACUGGUGAAAAACCUUUUUCUUGCCCUUAUUGCCCCCACAGAACUGCACAAAGAGGCAACCUGAAUGCUCAUAUUAGAUAUAAGCAUAGGCUGUUUAGUGGCAAUAAUUCAAGUUUGUGUAUGCAGCAGAAGUGAAAACAAUUCUGACACUGGAAAGAGCUCAUCAGUGAUUUGAGAGUUAAUGUUUUAAUAGAUGAUUUUUAAUAUUAUGACGUGUGUUUAGUGUGGUCACUGAUGGUGGCUAAAUCAAAACAUUUAGUGCAACUUGUGUCUUACAUAACAAGCUGUCUUGAAGAUGGUGAUGUUUGUGGCAUACUUAGCUUCAAGGCCUGGUAGUGCAACUAUAAGUAAGGGGCUUAUCAAUAAUAUUUGAAUAUGUAUUGAUAAAUAAAGCCCAAGGCUGAAGAUGUGGUUUCUCUG
This is a messenger RNA of Cherax quadricarinatus, 1063 nucleotides long. The record is from RefSeq and is a predicted model, not a curated record. Lineage: Eukaryota; Metazoa; Arthropoda; Malacostraca; Decapoda; Parastacidae.